AUGAGUGCCAAGCGCAAAUAUUUCCUCAGCGGACACUGGCUUCAAUUCCAAGCAGAGAGCGCAAAGCAUACAAAACAGAUCAUGAGUUUGUCGUCAAACUCUCAAUCGGGGCAAUACGCAAGCGAAGAGCUGCAGAAUACAGAGGUCGACGCCAAGAGUCUUGACUGGGACGAUCGGUUCGACCCCGCCAACCCUCAUAACUGGCCGUUAUGGAAGAAGUGGAGUACCGCGAUGGUGUCUGCGCUUCUGUGCCUGGCGGUAACGAUGGGCUCCUCAUUGUAUAUGGGAGCAGUGCCCACGCUAGUAAAGGAAUACGGAGUUAACCAGACACUGGCUUGCGCCGGCCUUUCGUUGUACCUUCUCGGGUUGGCAACGGUUGUUGGCGCUCCGCUAUCGGAGGUGUUUGGCCGUAAGCCUGUGUACCUUAUCUCGCUGCCAAUUAGUCUACUAUUUUCUCUCGGAGUGGGACUGUCCAAUGGACGCAUGGCCGUGAUUUUGCCGAUGCGCUUGUUUUCAGGCAUAUUCGCGUCACCGGCGCUUUCGGUAGCGAGCGGAACGAUCGUAGACAUCUUCGAUGUGGAUGAAGUAUCCGUGGCGAUGUCGCUUUUCUGUAUGGCUCCAUUUCUUGGGCCUGUCAUCUCUCCAAUUAUGGGGGGAUACGCUGCGGAGAACGGCGGCUGGCGUUGGGUGGUGUGGAUCCGGCUUAUCUCUGGCGGCGUGCUAAUGCCGAUGCUGAUUGUGAUGCCCGAAACGCACAAGUACAUCAUUUUGGCCAGGCGCGCCCGCAAGCGGGGUGUUAAUCUCCGUAAAUCGAGACCCGGCGAGACUCGCGCCUUCAUCAAGCGCACGCUAACAGAGACGCUCUUCCGCCCUAUCAAGAUGCUGGUGGUUGAGCCGAUUGUGCUCGUCUUCUCGGUGUAUGUCGCCUUCGUCUUCUCGGUGCUAUUCGCCUUUUUCGAAGCGUACCCCACCAUCUUCCGUGGGGUCUACCACUUCACCAUGGGGCAGACCGGCCUCACCUUCAUUGGCAUUUCCGUGGGUCUCUGGCUAGGCAUGAUGCUGUACGUGUGGUACGACCGCAAGUACUUCUUCCCGCCUGCUCCGCCGGGCACCCCGCUGUUGGCAAACCCGCAGAGCAUCCGCGACCAACCCAUGCGCGGUCGCCGCGAUCCGGAGACCGGUCAGCUGGUCCCAUUGGUGCCCGAGAUGUUCCUCACCGUGACAAAGUUCGGCUCUCUCGCACUGCCCGUGGCCCUCUUCUGGCUGGGCUGGUCCGCGCGCCCAUCUGUCCACUGGAUUGUCCCCGCCCUCGCGGGUAUCCCCUUUGGCUUCGGCAUGAUUCUCAUCUUCUUCAGCGUGCUAAUGUAUUUUACGACCACGUAUCCCGUGCUCGUCGUCUCAUCCGCGUUUGCAGCCAACAAUCUCCUGCGUUAUGUGACCAGUUGCGUGUUCCCGCUCUUCACCAUACAGAUGUACGAAAAUCUCGGCAUCGGGUGGGCGUCAUCUGUCUUCGGGUUCAUCAGUUUGGCGCUUGUGCCUGUGCCAUGGAUCUUCGAGCGGUACGGUAAGGCUAUGCGCCACAAGUCUGUCUUUGGCUACAACGCAAUGGCCACCGCCCGCCAACAGGAGGAGAACGCCUCCGAGGGCCAGCUCAAGCUCGACCAUGUCACAUCUUCCGACCCAAUAAAGAACAAAGACUUAAAGGAAGACAGUCAGUGUUAG
Messenger RNA from Eremothecium gossypii ATCC 10895, 1722 nucleotides. It is a transcript of the gene TPO4, whose product is annotated as Tpo4p. Gene Ontology annotation, cellular component: membrane. Gene Ontology annotation, biological process: transmembrane transport; spermine transport; spermidine transport. The transcript has a single exon. The record is from RefSeq and is marked provisional. Gene Ontology annotation, molecular function: spermidine transmembrane transporter activity; spermine transmembrane transporter activity. Lineage: Eukaryota; Fungi; Ascomycota; Saccharomycetes; Saccharomycetales; Saccharomycetaceae. The coding region runs from base 1 to 1722 and encodes 573 amino acids.